CCCGCUCGUUACCGGCUGCUAGCUUCGUCCAGUCUCGCCGGGCAUUCCGCGAAUGUCGUAGUCGUCGUUACGUCACGAGCGCUCGUUUUCCACAGCCUGCGUUGCUUGCUGUAUUCGCUUCAGCCUCGAUUCGUUUCUUCUGAUACGAGGGGAGGCCGAAAACUCCGUAACCUACUUAUUCGAUAGGCGUACCUCGCUUCGUUUGUGUAGAUGCAGAGGGAGGCCGAAAAGCAUCUCCCCAAACUGGGAGAUUGGACAAACGACUUCACAUUGCAAUUUUUGGAGGGCUACAAAAACGAACCGGUUUUGUGGAACCCAAAACACAAAUUCCAUAAAGACAAAAGGCGAGUUGGUGAAGCAUGGGAACGCUUAAGCGAUAAACUUGGGCUGUCUGUGGCAAUCCUGAAAAGGAAAAAGGAAUCAUUGAUGGCUACUUUUAGAAGUAUUACGCGAAGGAAGAAGGCAAUUAUCAAAACUGAAAACGGCAGUAGCGAUUGUUAUAGACCAGUAUGGUUUGCGUAUGAGUUAAUGGACAGUUUCCUGGGAUCAGUUGUCAACUGCAUAACUCCAACGUUCAACAACCCAGCCGAUAAUGAAACGGACAAAUAUGAAGAAUUCGAUCUACAACUGCCCAGUCCGGUCGAUAGUCAACAUUUCGUUAUGCCUGACCCUGAGGAUCCGCUAACCAACGACGAAGCUCCACAAAUGGAAACCAAUCUAUCGGCGAAAAAUGAUGAAGAUAUCCACCCUGAAUUACAAGCAGCAAAACAAAUGAUCUACGGGGCUUUUUCAUCCCUUUCUACUGUUUUAAACAAAAAAAGACAAGUUGAUCAAGACGACGACUGUGAUCUGUACGGGAAGUUGAUGGCGAAGAAAUUAAGGAGGUUUCCGUAUGAAGAAAGAAUGUUAGUUAUGUAUGAAAUUGACGGGAUGCUCCUUCGACAUUUUAAAGCAUCACGAGCACGUUCUUCAAAUCAGUUUCAUCCCGCCAAUAACAAUCUGGCGGCAUACAUCGAUAAAAUUUUGCCAUCACCAUCAGAAAAUAACAUUACCUCUCGGCCCACCUCAUCUCACUCUAACUAUACAGACAAAAACUAGUCAUAAUGAGCUUAUAUUCAUCUGUAGCUCUAUACUGUGAUCAAACAUACUUUCCAUCAACCUAAUGUGUUUAUAACAAUAAAAAUGAUAUGUUGUUUAGUAGAUUUUACAGUAUAUAGGGUAUCCUCAAAGUUGGGACUUACCUUUACAGAGGUCAGGCAAUAAUAAGCACGUUUUGUAACAUAUAGUAACAUAUAUGCCAAAGCUUCAAGAUAACCGAUGUAUUAGGUUUACCAAAAAAUAACCCUCUCCCACAAUCCCUUCUUACGUCAAAACGUGUGAUGUACUAAUAGUAUUUGAGUCAGCAUCCAAACGAGGCGUCGCGUGGUGUCUAGGUUUACCAUUUUAAAAACCAAAAUUAGCACAUUCCUAGAGCAAUAAUCGAUAUGGUAUGAGCAUCUUCAAGUUCCUAUUGAUUCUCGGGGAGUAGACCUAGAUAGCAUCAAUUUAGGAAGACGUAAACAAACUAGUGUUUUUGAAUCGAACAGCGACAACUCCAAGCAGUGUUUACAAUUAAUACAUGUGACAGGGCAGUACUUGAAAUUCCGUACCAAAUGAAUAGUGAGUAUUUUUCAAUUCCUUUUUUACGUUUUCGAUUUGUUUUGGCGCAAAUUAGCUUUGGUAUUGCAAACGUAGUUGACUCGGAAAAGGAUAGUUCCAACUUUUAGGACACACUUUAUAUUUCCGAAUUAGCGGAUAAACGUUCAACUCAAGUUUCUCAAAAACAUCUGCACUGCAAUUGUACUUUUAAUGUUUAAAAUAUAUGAUGCUGCUUUUGAAAAUAGAUACAUCGGAAAAUGAUCGUUUCGGAAAAGAUCGACUUAUUGCAGGACAGAGAAUCGAAGAUCUGAUCAGCGUCAAGCUACUUAUUUUUUUUUAUUAUUUCAGCUAAUUAUAAAAACUAUAGGGAGAGUGUCUUAAUUCUGUUGUUUUAACUACUGGUCAUCGAAACUCAUAAAGUUCAUAUGAGUAUGAUAAAAAAAGCACACUCUAGGGUAGAAGCUAAUUAAGUUAUUGUUCUUUACCCAGUUUUUGGAAUCCAAAGUGAGAGGAAUCUAGCAUGGCACGUAUGAUGAAGUAGGAGUUAAGUUUUUGUGUAAUAAAAUAAAAUACUUCACCUACCUAUAUCAGGUUUCUUUUUCUCUAUUAGAUAUUCGAUCACAUAGGUACUUGAUACUUUUCAAUAGUCUAUCCAAAAAGACAAAACCAAUCAGACAAAAAAACGUUUUGAGAUUAUAGUUACGGCUACCAACGGUUCAGGUUUCUUUUUUCUAUUGAAUAUUCGAUUGGAUACACCAGCCUUUUUGGCUAAGCCUAUAAAUUGGGUUUUUGAUAAGACUAUCCGAAAAAACAAUCAGAGUCAUAGUUAUGUGUCCUAAUGGCUCUUUUAGGUUCCAAGAGAUUUCCAAAUCGUGUUUGUUAACCUUUUUCUCCGCCGUCACUAGACUGAUUCCCGAAGACUACAGAGCUUUUUCGUCCUUGGCAUAGUAGUAAACUUGCGUCAAAGUUUCAUCAAAAUGAGUAGG
This is a messenger RNA of Acanthoscelides obtectus, 2624 nucleotides long. Lineage: Eukaryota; Metazoa; Arthropoda; Insecta; Coleoptera; Chrysomelidae. The record is from the annotation of a GenBank genome assembly.